AGAAAAUUAUUUGGAGAAAAGAGAAAUAGAUCGAAUCAAUUAAGAAGUCAAAAUAAAAAAUAAAAAGGUACUCAUAUCUUUUAUCCACCAUUACGACCAGAAUACACUCCUCCCCUACCGCAUAAAAUGUCACAACCGGUGCUGGUAAUGAAAAAAAGCUGUUGCUUCCUCCUUCACCGCAGAUGGAACAAGAACACUACCUCCUUCCUUAUCGUUGAUGGACACAGAGACACCGCCACACCCUCCUUCACCGCAGGUAGAGAUAGAGAUGUCACCUGGUUGUCAGUCGUCACCUGAGAUAGAACCGCCAUUACCUCCUCCUUCGCCAUUGAUGGAGACAGAAUCGCCGCCGCCUCUUUCACCGUCGACGGAGACAGAAACGCCGUGCGCCUCUUUCUUUGUCGCGGGUGAAGAGAGAGUCGUUGCCUCCUCCUCCUCCACCUUCGCCUCCGGAGACCGAAAUUCCAACACCGUCAGUGGAGAUUGGAGGCCUCUGCAAGCCCUUGUACCUAUUGGGUCAAAAUAUUGACUUGGAAGAGGGAUGUAAGUGAAUCUUCCACUUUGAAAUUGAAAUCGGCACUUAGACGGGGAUAUCAAAAAGCGGCUUUUACCCAGAAUUCCAAUCUCUCUCGAUAUCAAAGUUGAAACCCUUUUGUUACUCACCAAACAUUAAUUUCAGAAACUCCAUAUCAGAGAUAUGGAAAACGCAUUUCCGAUUUCUUCACCAAAUAUACCCUAAAUAAUAUUAAUUUUUAAUUUAUCCUUCCGUAUCACGAGGGUUUCGCCGGUGACCUUCUGCGUCAUUGCCGACGAUCUCCGGCGAGUGAGAGCGUGUUAAGGUGAGUUUCAGAGAGAGCUUGACGAGUGCUAUCAUUCGAUCUCCAUCUCACCACCAUCGAGGCUUUCUCCAGACCUCGAUAGAACUUCUUAGUGACAACCAUGGGUUUGGUCAUUCCUUGGAGUGUUACUUUGGCACUGGUUGAUGGGUAUUCUGUGUGCCUAAAAUGCUCGGUUUGACAGCCAGGAAUACUCUUAAUGAUUGUUUUAGGAGAUUGGGUAUCUAAUUUCUGCCUUGCCUCCAUUAAUUAAUUUUUGACAAUUACCAUUGAUUAGUUUUGAUUUUAAACAGGCAUUGUCGCUCCUCACACUAGGCGCAGCCACCUCAACAACCGCCGUUGUUGACCUCCUAUUAAGAGCUGAGGGAACAUUUUGCCCUUCAAAGCUCUGUAGUAGAUAUCAAAUAUCAGCUGCUAUGGCCUUCUUCACAUGGUUUCUUUCCAUGGCAUCAUCCCUUUCCAAUCUUUGGCUUCUUCCUUCCUUGCUUUAAUUCUUCGUAGCCUUUUUGUACAUAACAAUACUCAAAUAGUUGCAGUGUUUUUUG
Molecule: messenger RNA, 1381 nt
Organism: Cuscuta campestris
Lineage: Eukaryota; Viridiplantae; Streptophyta; Magnoliopsida; Solanales; Convolvulaceae
Source: the annotation of a GenBank genome assembly